Molecule: messenger RNA, 4317 nt
Organism: Drosophila biarmipes
Lineage: Eukaryota; Metazoa; Arthropoda; Insecta; Diptera; Drosophilidae
Gene: Sema5c
Product: semaphorin-5A
Exons: 12
Coding region: 453-3737 (1094 amino acids)
Biological process (GO): axon guidance; negative regulation of axon extension involved in axon guidance; semaphorin-plexin signaling pathway
Molecular function (GO): chemorepellent activity; semaphorin receptor binding
Source: RefSeq, a predicted model, not a curated record
CGACUCUCUGCGCUGUACACUUCGCCGAUCGCCGGGCAUGCGCGACUCUGUAUCUGAGGGAUCGCAAGAGUAGGAAGCCGAGGCUGAAGAAAAACCCGUCUCGCUAUAUCCGUCGAGCGUGUUGUUGGUGUCUAUCUGUGUCUUUUGUCAAUGUUUUCAACCCAACUCCAGGGGAAGCCAUUUCGCCUUUCUUCGGAAAACCGCUUGAAAUAUACAAGAAUCGUGUUGAAAAAUCGAAAAAAUUAUGAGUGUUUGUAGUGUGAAAUGUGAACAUCAGUGAUCGGUGAUCAGAUCAUCUGAAGUAUAAGAAACACGCGCUUAACUCGACUCCCCUGCUUAUCAAGCACAUGCCCAUAUUAUACAAUUUACCAACAGUCUGUUACAAUCUGUUCGCCGCAAAAGUUGAAUGGAAUAAAUUUUAAUCUUCUUUUUUGCACCGUACGUGACACUAAAUGAACAUGUUAAUUCUAAAACUUCCCAAAAUGCUUAGCCAACUGUGGCUCAUACUGCUCUUAUCACUCUUAACCCUACAAGGCCCACAGCCGUCGACCGGCAUGGGUUACCAGGCGCAAUCGAAUGUGGAGUUGCUGGAAAACGAUUCGCGAUACAUCUCCUAUCAAGAUUUAAUGUCAACGGCAAAACGAUUUUACGAUCCCGAAACGAGUUGGUACUCGGAAAUGCUGUUCGACGUGGCCAGGAACCAAGUGAUAGUCGGCGCCAGGGACACCCUGUACCGCAUGUCUUUCGACCUGGAGCCGCUGGAGCGGGCCAGCUGGGGGGCCACGCCGUCGGAGAUUGCCAUGUGCCAGGCAAAAGGCCAGUCGGAGCGAUGGUGUCGCAACUACGUGCGCGUGCUCCACAGCUACGGUGAGAACCAGCUGUACGCGUGUGGGACGAACGCCUUCCAGCCGAGCUGUUCGUGGCGCCAGAUGGAGAACCUCAACGUCACGGGUGUGGACAGCGGCGUGGUCAAGUGUCCAUUCCAUCCGCAGGCGAACAGCACCAGUCUGCUGCAGGCCAAUGGCCAGCUCUUCGUGGGCACAGCCACGGAUUUCUCGGGCAGCGAUGUGGCCAUCCUGCGGACGGGAGUGCAGGCCAACGAGCGUUUUCUCCGCACCAAGCAAUAUAACAACAACUGGCUGAGUGGAGCCCAAUUCGUGGGAAGCUUCGAGGCUGGCAGCUUUGUGUAUUUUCUGCUCCGCGAAUCGGCCGUCGAGCACAUGAGUUGCGGCAAGGUGAUCUACUCGCGGAUAGCUCGGGUGUGCAAGAACGAUGUUGGCGGCAGUGGUCAGCUGCUCAAGGACAAUUGGACGUCAUUUCUGAAGGCCCGACUCAACUGCUCGCUGCCUGGGGAAUAUCCCUACUAUUUUGACGAGAUACAAGGGAUGACAUACGCCGAAUCCGAAUCCGUUCUUUAUGCCACCUUCAGAACUUCGGGAUCCAGCAUUUUCGGAUCGGCCGUCUGUGCGUACAACCUGAGUUCCAUCAACGAGGCCUUCGACGGCGCCUUCAAGCACCAGGAGCACGCGGAUGCCGCCUGGCAGACGGUGAACACCAAGCAGCGCAGCCAGUUCCAGUGCGGAACGAGCAGCAUUGGCCACUGGCUGGAGAGCUCCCGCUACCAGCUGAUGGACGAGGCAGUGCAGCCGAUUGGCAACCAGCCGCUGUACCACUCCAAGUUGGAGCAGUUCGGUCGCGUGGCCCUGGACAUCAUAAACACCAAGACGGAACAGGUGCACGUGCUCUUCGUGGCCAGCAGUGGGAACCACAUCAAGAAGCUGUCCGUGAAGUACGACGGCGAUGGAGCUCAGACCUGUCUGGUGGAAUUGUGGCAGGCCGAUGACACGGGGACCAGUGCCCUGCUGAAUAUGGCCUAUCUGAAGGUCAGCGAUUCCCUCUACUUGGGCACCGACCUGGCCCUCACCCGGAUUCCCGCCCAGCACUGCAGUCGCCAUGUCUCGCAGUCCAGCUGCCUCAACUCCAUGGAUCCCUACUGCGGCUGGAACGAGCUGAUGGAACGCUGCACGCCCCAGCCCCUGGACUCCUCGGUCCUGCAGCACUGGCACCAGGCCCCUAGGAUCACCUGUCCCGUGCUGAAUGCCCCCAUCGAUGGGGGCUGGUCCGCCUGGAGUUCCUGGGCCGUUUGCCAGCAGCACGAGCAGCCGGACAGCAAUUGCCAGUGCCGCCAGCGCAGCUGCAACAAUCCCCAGCCGCAACAUGGAGGAGCCACCUGCGAGGGCAUCAGCACUCAGGUGACGAACUGCACACAGCACGGCGGGUGGACGGAGUGGUCGGCCUGGUCGCCCUGCUCCCAGACCUGCGGCAUUGCCGUGAAGAUCCGGCGACGCACCUGCGGGAAUCCCCGUCCAGCGUACGGCGGUCGCACCUGCGUGGGAUCGGAGCAGUCGGAGAUGUACUGCCGCCACCUGCCACCUUGUCCGGUGGCCAAGCCGCAGUCCGUCGACGGAGGAUGGGGUCCGUGGGGCGAGUGGAGCGAGUGCAGUGCCCAGUGCGGCGGUGGCUUCCGGAUGCGCAGAAGGGAGUGCAAUGAUCCGGCUCCUCUAAAUGGCGGUAUGGAGUGUCCUGGCUGUCGAUUGGACUACGAGGAGUGCAACAUGCAGAGCUGCCAGGAGGUGCGCAAGCUGAGUGCCUGGACGCCCUGGUUGACGGUGCCCGGAAGCGGAAACUCCAGCGAACAGCAUACAGAGAGGAGAUUUAGAUACGUGUGUCGUGCCACCAGUCCGGAUCCCAGUUCCGUGAGGGUGGGCCAGGCCAAGGAGGAGGUGCGCAACUGCCAUGCGGAUGGUACUUGCCAGCGGCAGGGUGACCACGAUUCCCAGGACUCGGACACGGCGGACUGGUCACCAUGCAGCGUGAGUUGCGGAGGCGGCACCCAGCAGCGCCAGCGAGGACGUGGAACCCAGAGCCGGGUGUGCAAUCUGCAGGCUUGUCCCACGGAUGACCAGCAGCUGAGUAGCAACACCCUGGACAACGAGGUGGAGCACGGCGAGUGGGGCUGCUGGUCGGAGUGGUCCGCCUGCUCGGUCACCUGCGGCUUGGGACUGCGUCGGAGGACGCGUCGUUGUCUGGCGGGGAUGGAGAGACUUUGCCAGGGUCGCGCCCUCGAGGAGCAGAAGUGCGAAAUGGUGCCCUGCGAAGAUUUUCUGGGCUGGAGUGCCUGGAGCGAGUGGUCCAGCUGUUCGAGUGACGGCAUCCGCCUGAGACAUCGCCGCUGCCUGGUGGAGCAACCGGGAUCGAUGGAGUGCCGUGGUGCGGAGUUUGAGAAGACCGCCUGUGUGCCCAACGAAUGCGAGGAAACCCAGACCGCCUCAACCGCCACCCUGCCCAUCGUGAUCUCCGUUUGCCUGCUGUUCACAGUGGCCUGCUGCUUGGGAACCUAUCGAUUCACCAAAAAGCGAUUCCUCCUGAGUGCCGAGGAGGCUUUGAACAAAACCACAACGACUACGGCCAGUUUCGACUCGUAUCCCAAUCAGUAUUCCAGCCUGCCCACCAAGGAUUACUACGAUCAGCGACCCAAACGGCAGUCCAGCUUCAGGAUGCCCGCCAAGACGAGCAACUUGGGCAACGGCAACGGCACCCUCAACCGGAACAACAUGCACCACAACAACACGCCCAAGGUUCUGGCCAAGACCUACAACGAUUGCGAAACGGGAACGCUGAAGCGACAGUCAGCGCUGAACAACUGCCGGAGCAACAUCGAUGACGAAAAGUUCUAGAGUUCCAGCAGCUCUCGAGCCCCCAAGUGCCAUCUUUUGACAUGACCAACCAACUGUCUGUGGAAAUGUUACAACGAUAAUCAAUUUUUUUUUGCGCCACAUCGAUGCAGAUGCAAAAGUUCCUUCUUGACUCACAUUGAGUCGUUUUAGUUAAGCUUAUUGAGGUUACUUGACCUAAGUAGUUGUAGCAUGUAAUACGUAGUAGAUUAAGUUUGCCUAGAGCUAAGGUAAAAGAGUAUUUUAGUUGGACUCCAAAAAUUUCAAAAUUUUCUAUCAAUUUGUUUCAAACUUGGUUGCAUUUGUAGAUACUCCGUCAUUUAAAAUUGUUGUAUAAAUCGUUUAAGUUUAUAAUAUGGCCCAACAAACGAGACUGACCAUUUAUAAUUCUGUAGGAAAUCUGCUAAAUUGCCCAAAAUUAAAGCCAUGCAGCGAAGUAAAAAAUGUUUAAUAUUAAUUAUUUUUAGUACAUACCUUUAACUUAUCACUGAACUGUCAUAAUGUGUAGUGCUUAAAGUGCUGUAAAGUAUAGUGCUUAAGAUGCUUAAAACUACAAAAUAAAGCUAAAGUUUUACUAACAGAA